AUGUCGGAAAAUCCGAUGUUGAGGCAACGGAAUUGCAGGGCGAAAGGUGGGUCUCCAGGUUUUAAGGUGGCGAUAUUAGGUGCGGCCGGAGGUAUAGGGCAGCCGCUCGCAAUGCUCAUGAAGAUGAAUCCUUUAGUCUCGGUGCUUCAUCUUUACGACGUCGUUAAUGCCCCCGGCGUCACCGCCGACAUCAGCCACAUGGACACUGGUGCUGUUGUGAGGGGUUUUCUUGGGCAACCACAACUUGAGAGUGCUCUUACAGGGAUGGACCUUGUCGUAAUCCCAGCUGGCGUGCCGAGAAAGCCCGGGAUGACCCGGGACGACCUUUUUAACAUCAAUGCCGGCAUUGUUAAGACAUUGUGUGAAGGCAUUGCCAAGUGCUGUCCUAAUGCUGUUGUCAAUCUCAUCAGUAAUCCCGUGAACUCUACGGUCCCAAUUGCGGCUGAGGUUUUCAAGAAAGCCGGGACUUACGAUCCCAAGAAGCUCUUGGGGGUCACCAUGCUUGAUGUUGUGAGAGCCAAUACUUUUGUGGCUGAAGUUAUAGGACUUGAUCCAAGGGAGGUUAGUGUCCCUGUGGUUGGAGGUCAUGCAGGAGUGACCAUUUUGCCCCUCCUCUCGCAAGUGAAACCAGCUUGUUCUUUUACUCCAGAGGAAACCGAGUACCUCACAAAACGCAUUCAAGAUGGUGGAACAGAAGUAGUUCAGGCAAAAGCAGGUGCAGGCUCGGCAACUCUAUCAAUGGCAUAUGCAGCUGUAAAAUUUGCUGAUGCAUGCCUUAGAGGCUUAAGAGGCGAUGCUGGCAUUGUCGAAUGUGCUUUUGUAGCUUCACAGGUCUGGAGUAGCAGGGAGGGAUGGCAGCCGAAGGCGACCGCCGACCGGCGUCGCACCGCCACCGAGGAAGGCAAUCGAUUCAGAAGAGAGAGGCGUUGUCGGGCUUCUUUUUUUCGCGAGAGGAAGAAAGGAGAAUCUAUAUUUCUUUAG
Molecule: messenger RNA, 981 nt
Organism: Striga hermonthica
Lineage: Eukaryota; Viridiplantae; Streptophyta; Magnoliopsida; Lamiales; Orobanchaceae
Source: the annotation of a GenBank genome assembly